Molecule: messenger RNA, 1944 nt
Organism: Tachysurus vachellii
Lineage: Eukaryota; Metazoa; Chordata; Actinopteri; Siluriformes; Bagridae
Gene: ncf2
Product: neutrophil cytosolic factor 2
Exons: 14
Coding region: 46-1527 (493 amino acids)
Biological process (GO): superoxide anion generation
Molecular function (GO): protein binding; superoxide-generating NADPH oxidase activator activity
Source: RefSeq, a predicted model, not a curated record
GGGAAGAAUGGUUUUCAGUACGUUUUCAGCUGCACCUUCGGCAACAUGACCUUCGUGAGCACUUUGCGUCAGUGGGAUGAAGCAGUGGCUUGUGUGGAGAAAAAGGACAUAGACUCUGGUCUCAGGAUCUUCCUGGGCAUUGAAGAGAAAACAUCAAAAAUCAACUUCAACAUCGGAUGCCUCCAUCUGAACAAUAAUGACCUGGAUGCUGCUGAAAAGGCAUUUGACAGCAGCAUCGGCAAAGAUCAGCAUCUGGCUGUUGCUUUUUUUCAGCGGGGAAUUACAUUCUAUAAAAAAGAAAGGUUUGAAGAGUCACUGAUGGAUUUCCAGCAAUGUUUUAAGGAGCUAAGAGGGAAUCACCUAAUAGACUACAAACCUCUUGGAAUGAUUUAUAAACUUUAUGCUUGUGAGGUGCUGCACAAUAUUGGACUUGUCUAUGCACAGAUGGGGAAAUGGGAGAAUGCUCAGGAAAAGCUGCUUUCUGCUCUUAACCUCCGUAUAGACUCCAAGUUAAGCCACGUCGAUAAGGCUCUGGAAUCCAUUUUGAAGCAGAAGCUCUUUCCUUUGGUGGUGAUUCGACCGGAGCUGUUGUUCAAACCCAAUAAGCACUAUGUGGCAGAACUGGAGAAAAAGGACUAUCUUGGAAAGGCCAAGGUUAUAUCUUCUGUGGUUCCUGCUGAUAGUUUCUCAGGUUUUGCUCCUCUUCAGCCUCAAGUUGAAGAUGCGCCAGCUAAACCCAAGCUACCAGAAGUACUGAGAGCUCUUGAAGGUGAACCUCACACAGUUUUGUACGAGUUCAUCCCUGAGACCACAGAAGAACUGGCUGUGUUACCUGGCAACAUCGUCUUCGUUCUUAAGAGAGGGACUGACAACUGGGCGUCUGUUAUUUUCAACGAAAGGAGAGGUUUGGUUCCCUACAAUUUCCUGGAGCCACUGGAUAUUACGGUGGCCUCCAAAAUGGUGCAGGUUGCACCAUCCAGUAGCAAUGAAGACAUACCCGCUCCGCCGAGAAGAGUAGCACCCAGUAAACCUGUGAGUAAAGCAGGUCAGGAGGCCACCACAAAAGAGAUUAAAGCUGAUGAUUUCUCAAAAUGCAUUGUGAAAGUGCACUUCCUGUUCACCAUAUGCGUCCGCGUUGCACCAGGACAGCCAUAUAAAGCCUUCCUCAAGAUUAUCAGCAAUAAACUCAAGCGACCUGAAUCUACACUCACUCUGAGCUAUUUUAAGCCUGGAUCUACUGAGAAAGUGACCAUUGACGAGUCAGAGAUGGAGGUGAUGUGGACCUGCGUGAGCAACAAUCGCCUCACGCUCUGGUGCUCAGCCUCUGAGAAUAAAACUACAACACAGGAAAAGAUGGUGGCUCUGUAUGCUUAUGAGGCAUGCACACCUGAAGAUCUGGAGUUUGCUGCAGGAGAUGUCAUCACUAUCCUGUCUAAAGUCAAUGAAGAAUGGCUCGAGGGCGAGUGCAAUGGGAAGAGUGGCAUCUUCCCAUCAUCUUUUGUUGUAAAUCAAGAAGGUAAUCAGUAGAUGGAGACAAGUCUGACUGAUAAAUGACAAAAUCUUGCCAUAGAUUUUUAGAAUUAUUUCAUGCUUGUGUAAUUUAUUCAGCAUUGCUUUAGUGCAGUUUAGUAAGAGGCAAUGCACGUCUGCAGAUACUUACACACUCAUAUUCUUGUAGACUUUGAUAAUGCAAGUCUAUACAUUAUAUUCUGAACAUAUUUAAGCUUUUUGGAAAUUGCUUGUGAACAUCCAACUCAUGGAAAUAAUGAAAUGGGUAUUCAUUCUAUAAUAAUCUAUAAUUCCAUAAACCCAGAUGAUCUGCUGUUAUAGAAAAUAAAUCAACACCUUAUGACCAAUCGGAAUAGAGAAUCCAAUAGCACUGUGGUUUACAAGACAUUUUUGGCAUUGUGAUUUUAAAUAAAAACCAGCAGCAGAUACAGAAAA